Taeniopygia guttata (zebra finch) is the source of this 9233-nucleotide messenger RNA. The record is from RefSeq and is a predicted model, not a curated record. NCBI's taxonomy places the organism in Eukaryota, Metazoa, Chordata, Aves, Passeriformes, Estrildidae.
UGGCGGGGCAGGACAUCAGUUCUGGGAAUCCCCGGGAGAACCAGGGGAGUGUAACAUGGGACCCCCGGAGUGGGGAAGGUAGAGGGGGUGAUAGCAGAGUUGGAGGACCCCCGGGAGCCUGGAGGGGUGGGGGAAAACAGAGAUGAGGGAAGGUCAGGAUGCCCGACCCUGAAAGGGGUAGCAGGGAGAGGGAGGAGCCCCAAGUGCCUGGGGUGAGGGGACCUCAAGAGGGCGACCCUGGGACAACCUGUGAGCUGAAGCAGAAUCAAGGGAAAAGGAAACCCGGAACCCCCCAGAAUCCCUAAGCUGGAUUCCAAAGAGGGGAGAUCAUCAGGGUUUGUGGGGACCCCAGAAUUCCAAUGGAGGGAGACCAUCUAGGGGGAACUCCUGGGAAGGGUUUUUUGGAUUGAUCCAGGGGGAUGUGGGCAGCAUGGAGUGACCAUUAUCCCCAUUCAGUUCUCUUGCACCACUGGGAGUGAACUGGGGAUAAAAUGAAGCCUGGGAAGGAGAGAGGGGUGAGGGAAAUGAAUUUUACUAGGAUGUGGUUGAAUUCUUAUUCUUUUGUGGUUUGACUGGAUAUAAAUUCAAAUAAUUUCCCCCCACGCCAGCUCUGUCAUGCCCAUGGCAGUGCCAGGGGAGAGCCCUCUCUCUGCCCUGGUCCAAGCAAGAACCUUUCUUUGGGUGUUCUCUGCCCUGUCUGGAGCAGAAAGGCACUGUCCAGAGUAGCCUUGGUUGCAUCAGGCACUCAGCCAGACUCAAACCAUUACAUGGGAAUGUUAAACAUAAAGCUUAAGCAAACAAGAGUUUCUGGAGAGUAUUUUCCACCCCUUUGCCUUUCCUGGGAGCCAUAGGGCAACAUGCUAGGCACAACAGCCCAAACUGCUGGAGCACAGCCAAGUGCUCAGACUGUGACUGUGAACUCUUUGCCCUCAUUCCCAGUGUGUGAUGAUACUUAAUCAGCCUCAGGGAUCUGUUUCCACUCUCUAUGAGCUCAUACUUACACAGCCCCAGGGAUUUGGUUCAGUCUCCAUUAGCUUGGCUGUGAGGGUAAGUUCUGGAAAAGCAGCUUAUUUAUGUAAAACUCAGGGCUGGUUGAGUUGGCACUGGGUGGAAAGAUGCCACGGAUGGGAUGGAGCUGAACACCCAGAUCGUACCCUCGUCUUUGAGGGGAUAGAAAUAACCAACUGAUGAAAUAAAUGUAGCAAACUAAAGAGAGAGGGGAAUAAAACCCCAAACUCAUUACUUUACAACUGGUUUUAUUGAAGCUUUUGCCACCAUGGGGUUGGUUUGAGUGUCUGGAUGUGUUUUUAAGGUGAGUUCUAGUUUUUGCUGCCUUGUAAGUGGUUUUCAGUGAUUUUAUUGGGUUUUUUCUUCUAGCCCGUUCUAGCUCUUGCAGCAGUGCCAUUGCGAUGUGUUAGUAUUUGGGGGCCCUCACACCCCUUGAUGCAACUUCAUGUGAGCAAAGCCACCCUGAGAAGACACAGGUGUGUCCCUGCACUGCUGCAGGGGAGAGAUCCCUGGCCCCAGCUCCACUUCUGCCCUCCCCAGCUCUGCUCCCUCUUGCCCCUUUGCAGGUAUGGGGGAGGAGAGGAAAAACCUGCAUCAUUCUUCUGCUUCCAAGCCCAGAGAGAGUUUAUUUUAACUCUUGUUCUGGAAGGGAGUUGGAGCCUUUCUGUGGAGCAGAGGCUGUGCCCAGGAGUGGGAAAUGUCUCUGUACGGGAAGGCUGCUAGGUUCCAUUACCCCUAGAUCAUCCAUGGCACUUGUGGCCUGUGGGUGAAGGGGCCAGAGGUGUCCCUGGGAGAGGGUUUGUGAGCUGAUGCCUCCCCACUCUGCAGAAUUUCCUGAAGCAGCUGCUUUGAUCCAAAACAGGUGUGUGAGUGGGUGGGACUCAAGAAAUCUGAGAGAGAAGAAAUGAGGGGAAAAGAUUGGAGGGAGAGAAAUUUCUGUGCCUCCAUCUCCUUUUCCCACCUCUUCCUCCCCCACCAGUUUUUCACCCCAAAAUGCCCCAAGCUGCAGCCUGGAGCAGGAGGAAUUGGGUGGGGGGUUGGAGACAGUAACAAAACACCACAUCAAUUAAACCAAAAUUCAAGCAUCUGGAGGGGAAAAAAACAUCCUCUUGGAUGUCUUACCUUUGUAGACACAGGCAGGUGGUUCUCAUAUGGAAAAUAUUUACCUGGGAGAAGUACCAGGUGCAGGGGCUGGUAAUAAUUUAAUUUACAAUGAUGACAAAAACAUCUGCUGGGCAUUGAUGUGAGUGAUUUACAUAGUUGUAAUAACUAUAGAAACUCUUUUCAGUUGCCAGUCACUUGACAGCAGCAUCCACAGGUAUUUCCAGUCUGUGUCAGUCAACCAUUGUUCUGUUUCCCUGAUUUUUUUUUUUCCUUAUAAAUAUUCAGCAGAUUGUUCCUGUGGGACAAGCUUUGCUUUGCUGAGGAGAGCUGUGACUACCCAGGAGGAUGGGAGGAUUAUCAGCUUUUUGUGUUUUUGUUUUAGGAUCACAGGAGCAUCCUAGUAAAGCCCUAGGAGGGAGCAGGACCUGGUUGGGCCCUGUGAGCUUGGAGUGUUGUCCAAGAUCACUUCGUGGCAGGAGGAGGUGAGGGACACUCUUGUCCCUGGAGGGUGUCCCUGUCCCCUCUGUGGCGCCGGGAAUGGCAGAAGUCCCUUGUGAAGAAGGUGGAGACUCAGCUGCUGUGAUGGAGCUGCUGCAGCAGAGAGCAGAGGGAAGGACCAAUUUCAGCCUCAGAUGCACCAAUGACAGAAAGGUGACCAUUGCGGUCACUGUGCUCGCUGUGGUGCUGCUUCUUACUGUCGCCAUCCUCACACUGGCAGCUAAGAAACACCCACCCUGCUCAGCUCCCACCCUGCCCAGCUGCCUGGAGAGUGGGAUCGGCUUUGGGAACAAGUGCUUUUACUUUCUGGAGGAGGAAGUGGACUGGGAAGGGAGUCAGCACUCCUGCCUCUCCCGCCAAGCCCACCUGGCCACCAUUGACACCAGGGAGGAGCUGCGUUUCCUCCUGCGCUAUGGGAACUUCAUGGAGUUCUGGGUUGGUCUCUGGAGGGAAGGUUCUGGACCUUGGAAAUGGCUCAAUGGCUCCCUCUUCAAUGCCCUGUUUGACAUCCAGGGCAAUGGCCACUGCGCCUACACGAACUCCCACAGGAUCAGCAGUGACAGGUGCUCUGAGAUGAAAUUCUCCAUCUGCAGCCACCUGCAGAGACACCCCAGUGAAGUCCAGAAGGAUACAGAAAUCCUGAAUUCCACCUGAAACCUCCCUCUUAACAGAGAUCCACCACCAGCUGGUGUUAACCCCACACAAUGUGGUACUGAGUCUCUGUUGUUUGUAUUUGUUUAAACUUUAGCUGGCAAACAACUUGCAGGUCGGGAUGAGUCUGUUUGCUGAAACUCUGUCUGUUGAGAUAAGUCCAUUUGCUAAAGUGAAAACCAAUGAUUGUGCAAAAAAAAAAAAAAAAAAAAUCAAUCAAAACCUGCACUCUGGAGCAGGUCGUAAAGAGGCAAACUGGGAGGAGUUUAAGGGGAGAAGUCUGUGGAGGACUGACCCCAUGGAAGGGACCCCACCCUGGAGCAGGACAAGGACUCCUCUCUCUGUUGGGGAAACAGCAGUAUGAAGUGACCAUAACCCCCUCUUCCAUUCUCCUUGCACCAGUGAUGAGGAGGAAGGGGAGGGAGUUGGGGAUAAAGUAAAGCCUGGGAAAGAGGGAGGGGUGGAGGAAAGGAGCUUUAUUAGGAUUAUUUUUGCUUGUCAUUUUCUGGGACCACAAGGGCAACAGCCUGUACUCAACAGCCCAAACUGCUGUUGAGCAGUGGCCCUUGGCCAUGCCAUGUUCUCUGUCUGUUCCAUGUUCCCUGCCUCUCCUGUGUCCCUAAGGCUCUGUGGGGCUGAGGCAGCAAUGAAAUCCAGGGCAGCCCUGGGGUGGAACAACCCUGAGCCCAGCUGAGCCAGUUCACCUAAUUCUACCCAGAGAGGGCUCAGGUAACUCUCAGAAUGGGCCUUAUGGUUCCCAGUCACAACUAUUAUGGUCCUAGUAAUUCCCACUAUGAUCCCAGUCACUCCCAGUAUCAUCCACUGUGAUCCCAGCAUGGUUCCAGGUUCUCAUUCACCCCUAAUAUGGUUCUGGUCACCUCCAGUAUGAUUAUUCCCACUAUGACUCCAGUCCCUCCCAGUAUAAUUCCAGUAUGAGCACGGUCACUCUCAGUAUGAUGCCAUUUGUUCCCAGCUCCCAAUAACCCAGUAUGCUUCCAGUCACUCCCAGAUACUCCCAGCAUUAUUCCAGUAACUCCCUUUAAGGUUGCUUUAUAACCUCAAUUAUUCCCAGUCUCUCCCAGUAUAUCCCACUUACCCCCAGUGUUUCCACUCACUUCCAGUUGGUCUCAGCAGAUUGCAGCAUGAUUCUAGUUGCUCUUAGCCACUCCCAGUCACCUCUAGCAUGACUGUGUCGAGUGUAAAAAUAUUGCAGUUUGAAACUUAGACCUGAAGUAUUUCCAACAAGCUGUGGGACAGUAGCUUUUCCUAAAGGAUGUGCAGCAUCACAGAGACAUCAUCAGUGUGACUGUGGGUGCUUGGAGCUUUGUUCUGUGCCACUCUGGGAUGUCAUGAAACAGGACUUCACCUGUCACCAGCCCUGUCGCCCUCUGCCACCACAGCUCCUUGGACCUUGUGUCCACAAAACCAGACACAAAGAAUUUCUGCUGCUCCCUUCUUUGCACAAAUCCAUGCAGAGCUGGGAUUUUCCCAAACUCUUCUGUCUCCAUUGCUCCUUAUUCCUAAAGAACCAGCACUCCCUCCUGAUGAACACUGCAAGUUCCAGGAAUGGCCAUCGGCUCCCUUUCCUGCCCAGAAUUCUUGAAACUGUUUCUAAAUGCUGCUCCCUUCAGCUCUUGGACAGCUACUCUGUACACAGAGCUGGGAAAAAAACCCACAGGUCACCUCUCAUGAGGGAAGUGCUGCCAGAGUUAGAGGUGUGUGGGAAAUCUCUGUCCCUCCAUAGAUUUUUCUUAGAGCUCUACAUGGGGUGUGCAGAGAUGGUUUUUGUAUAGAAAGGAUGGAGAGUGCUUCGUGUAACACUUUCCAUCUUCAUGUUUGUUCCCUAUCCAUGGACACAGAAACAUCUAAGAGCCCUUUGCACAGACAGACCCAUUUGGUCCUGGAUAAAGAAGUGCAGUGGGGAUGGGUGGGCAGCGAGUCCCAGAAAGGGGUGAGAUCUGGCUCCAGCCCUGCCAGGUCCUGUCAAGGCUCAACGCCAGCUCCUCUGGAAUGGGAAAGCCCUUCAGCCUUGUUCCUGCAUAGAGGGGCAAUGCUGGCCUAGCAGAACAGGUUGUUCUCCCCACAAGGUUCAGGAGACGAGAACACAACACUUGCAAAUGCUGGCUGGAGCCACAGCCCAGGAACCUCAUCUCUGGCAGUUGCUCUGGGACCAUCCUCUACCCCAGGCUGCAGGGGAUGCAGCAGGAUCCUGGCUAUCCUGCAGGGAGAACUGCACACAGGCAGGAUUUAGUUCCCACAAACAGCCAAGCCAGGGGUGCAGCACAGCUGCUUCAGCCCAGCUCACACUGCUGUGCACUGGGCUCUGGGGCUGGAGCUCCCCACAGAAGGGAUGGCACUGCUGGGCCACAGGAGACAAACCAGCUACAGCCUAAAUCUCACUGAGGUAGGGGGAUGGGAAGAGUCAGGAAGGUAAAGAGCAGUCACAGAGCUCAUCCUGCUGGAGGGACAAGGGAAAAAGAGGUGCAACACAACAGUGAGGACAGCCGAGGGCUGCAGAGCAGCUCUGAAUGACACCAUAACCUCUCACAGCACCCCUGUGACAUUGCUGUUGUGCAGUCUGGGACAAGCAGAGUGGAAAAGUCCAAGCCCUUCCUCACCUACAAAACAAAGGAGCCAGUGUAUGGCUUUUGGAGUCCCACUUCUGCUCCCCCAUGGGGCUUUGCUUUGGUCGGGCUGUCUGCCCCCAGCCCCAAGCACAGCAGGUGCUGUUGGCAGGACCAGGAGCUGACUCCCAUUUCAUUACAUCCCACUGAGCCCUGCCAAAAAGCAGCUUGGCAGCCAACUGAAGAAUUUGUUGCAUCUGCCCCAGCAAAAGGGGGAACUUCUGGUGCCCAGCCAGGCCAUGCCAUGACGAUCUGGGAGCAUCCCCCUGGCUGUGGACUCACCUGCAAAUUGGGUGUGGAUAUGUCUUUGAAGAAGGUGCUGGAACUGAAGUCAGUCUUCAGCUUGCCAGCAGUCAGGUCAAGGAAAAGAUUGUCAUCCUUGAGGUCGUCCUUGGUGUUUCCAGUAGCAGCAUCACCUGGUACAGCUUCUCCAGGGGCUCCUUGUCCUUCCCUGGGGGCCAGACCAGGCUUUCACUGUUCUGCACAGGGUCCUAGAUGUCAGUCAGACAAGCAGAAAAUUAGUUGGAUGGAGCCCAGUAGUGCUUGGCAGACCAGGUCUCCAGCUCAGCUCCAGCACAAGAGCUGUGUUUUCCCUUCUAAUGGUCCCUGAUCAGAGCUACAGGCAGGAGAAAAACAAUCUGGUUUGCUUUGCCACUGGUUGCUAAGAGAUGCAUGGAGCUGUUACCUGCCAGGCCCUUGGAUCCAACUGUGCAUGUGUGUGAAAAACACGUUCACUCUCCUGUGAAAAUUUAAAAAGUUUAAUAAAGGACAAUAGGAGAAAAGGACCAUAGAGCAAAGGUUAUUAUGGACGGGUGCAUCUUGGCACUCAGCCAAGACCACCCUGUUACCUUCAGGGAGCCCCCUUAAAUACCUUCUCCCUUACAUCAGCCUAUUGCAUAUUCAUAGACUCUUCUGCAUAGAAAACUUUUCCCCAAUCUAGUUUACAUGUCCCAAGAACUGUUUACCAUGGCUCCUCCUUGGUUCCACCUUUUUAGAGUAUGCAUAUUCCUUGGUUGUGGUCUUUGUCCUUUUUUAUCAUCUUCAGUUUUGGCCCCAGCCCACAUUAUCUUCAGACAGUGAGUGUUAGUAGUUGGCAGAUCUGUAGCAAGUAUCUUCAUCAUCCAGUUCAUUGGAUUUUAUCCCAUCCAAGUAGGCAUUUUAACACAAGCAUACUUAUAUUAGCUAUUUCACUACUAUAUCUAAGCUUAAUUAACAACAGAAAUAAAAAUUAUAUAUUUAUAGCAAAGUUACUUUAACACUACAGUUAUAAAAUCCAUUUUAAUAUUUGCAAAAAGCCAGUAUUAUAAUAUGUAUCUAUAACAUUCCCUCCUUUUAUUCUCUAUAAAUAAUUUGGCUUGAGCAAUAUUUCUUGUCCACUUCCAUUCUUUGGACUAUGCUGGUAAUUACUCGAAUUACUCGAAAACAGGAGAUUAAACAAGGAAGAAAUAUUAAACCAGUUGUAACACAUAAAUGGAAGAAGCCUAAUUUCUUCCACCAAUCUAUUCCCAAAUACUUUACCCCACCAGCUAGUUUUUAACACUUUCCCAAUUUUCGACCAGUACCUGGGUUAUUUUUCUGAUAUAUUUUGCUUUUUUCAGGAUGACAUCCCUAUUGUCAUCUAUUUUCAACAAUCUGAUUUAUUAUAAGCUUUCCACAAACACCCCCUUCUUUAGCCAAUAAAUAGUCUAAAGCCAAAACUUUUCUGAUACACCACAGUUUUUGUUUGGCUUUGGUGACUUUAUAUUAAUUCCAAUGCCCAAGCAACUUUGUUUGUUAGCAUCUCUGUAACUGUUUGGAGUCUUAUAAUACAAUUCAGCAUAUAAUUUAGGGCCGAUACAGUAUGCUGGUUUUACCUUUCUGUUUAUUAAUUGUUCUUUUACCAAACCUUGGACUGUAUCUCUAAGGUCAAAUGUGAAAUAAAUCCAUCUCUCUCCUUUCAGACAUUCAAUUCCCAGUCUAUUACCACUUUUUCCUAAGUUUCUUACAAGUCAAUAUUUUUCCCCAUUUUACAGGUACUUAAUUUGGAUGGGUUAUAACAGUGACUGUUGACAUGGGUGUGUGUAAUAAAAAAGGAACUUUGGUUUCUUUCCAUGUAAUGCUUUCAGCAGCAUUUGUGACACGAGCUUGCCUGUAUCCCAAAAGGGAAAAGACAAUGAAUGAGUGAUAGAAAAAGGAAUAACAGAGGUCUGGUAUGUCUUAUACCCCUACCUUCCCUGCCUAUGAGGUUGCUACCCAUAGCAGGUGUAUAUGAUCUUCUCAAUGGCAAGUACAGCGGCCAACCUAGGCUUGCCCUCUAUAUCCUUGUAAUGUCCUUUUUGCUAAUUACCAGGCAAAUAGUUUUUGACACUCCUUAACUGUGGUUUCCCACCAUUCCUCAGGUAUCUCCCAUUCAACAGGCACUAGUAAUUCCCACCCACAAAGCAAAGUUUUGUCAGUUGCUUUGAGUUCUGUCUGGAUGGGGGAUAGAUUUGGUACUCAACACUUCCUGCAAUGAAAGGGUCAAUUUUGUGAACUACAGUACCAAUUUUUCCCACAAUUUAAACAUUUACAUACAACCCAGCUAGUGUGUCCAGUAUUAGGAUGAAUCAGACAGGGUAUAUGGUAUGGCACUGAUGGAAAUUGUAAUUCCUCCUCUUCUUUAUAUGUCACAGAAAAUGAGAACCAAAACAAUCCUGAUCCUCCUGUUAGAAGUGGAAGUAUUCCUCCCCAAGGAAGGUAUCAGAGGCAUCUCGGGACUUGUCCAGGCAGCACUUGAAACCACUGAUGUAAGCUUGACCUUAUUUCCCAAUUAGCUGUGAUUCUUUGUACGUGUCUUGGAUCAUUUGGCUCUUCCCAAACCAUUACCACCCAAUCCCUGUUUGAAAGUCAAUUUGGUAUCACAUGGUUUAGAUGUGAUAGUGAAACAUAAUUUUAAAAAUUUAAGAUUUUAGCUGAGGGUUAGAACCAAUUUAUAUUGAAGUUAGAUACACCAAUGAUAAGUUAAUGAUUAGUAGAUGUUUAAACUAAAGCUAAUUGUUAUAUUCUGAGCUCACUUAUAGAAGGAAGUGGAGCAAGUGAACCAUUAUAGGAACAUAUUGAAACGAGUAGAAUGAUGCCAACCACCUGGACUCUAUGUCAAUCCAUCACGAAGCAGGGGGCCUUGGAUCAUGCCAGAGGGUCACAGAGACCUGAUGAAGACCUUCCUGAAUUCAUCCAUGGGACCACUGAUCCAGUUCGAGACCACUGACCCAAUUCAAGAGAACUGCACACACAAGAAUGACUAAUAACCUCAUUUUAAUACAAAGUGGGGAUGGGAGGUGCUAGAGUUAUGCAUAUAUAUUAUUUUGGCAAAUAAAUAGAAGGCAAAAA